This is a messenger RNA of Tachysurus vachellii, 3584 nucleotides long. RefSeq names its product zinc finger MYM-type protein 1-like. The record is from RefSeq and is a predicted model, not a curated record. The transcript has 2 exons. The coding region runs from base 2027 to 2965 and encodes 312 amino acids. Lineage: Eukaryota; Metazoa; Chordata; Actinopteri; Siluriformes; Bagridae.
UAUCACUGAUGUGCCCACUGUACUGUCACCACUGAUACUACAACACUUACUUGGCGGAAAUGUCUUUUGUUAAUUUUUGUUUAAAAAUUGUUUAAUUUUUUAUGAUUUUUCAUAAUAAGAAAAAUUAUAACUUCACUGUAAUACACUGUACUGUCACCAAACCAGGGGCGUAGAUUACGCGGGGCACUUUUUAUAAAAAGUAAAUUCGUCCCCCUCACUUUUUUAGUGGAGAGUUGUGUUCACCGCAUGUUGAGGUUUUAAUGGAGCAAUGUAUAUAAAUGCAGAGUGAUUUAAAAUUCAAAGAGACAAGAAAGUUUAAGAUCGUCUAUACAUGACGAUCUAUCAGUCACUCACUUGUCACGUCAUCAUCACGCGCCCCCAGUACUGUAGCUCGAGUCGCACCCGCGGUCCAUCAUUCGGUUACGUUGAGCUCAAAGGGGCAAAAAACGCUUCACUCCUUUUUGAUAAAAAUGUCAAGCAUAAGUUGGCAUAUGGUAUCAGAAUUGUGUUGCACAAUGUUUAGUAACUGCCAGUUGCUCUUGUUGAAUAAUUAGCAAGUUUUAAUUUAAAGGAUUAUAAGGAAAAAUAGCUGCUUUGACAAAUGUUAUAUAAACUCUUUUAUAACGUCUUUUGUUUUAACAAGUGUGUUAUCAAAACCCUUCAAAUAAGAAUAAAGAUAAUGUUGAACUGAGAUUUUACAGCAUGUUUAACUUUGCCAAUUCUACAUAAUAUCAAGUAUGUGUCACUGUAUGUACACGACAGAGACGAGGACGACGAAUAGUGACAUUAAAGAUGUCAUUUUAAUAAUAAGGAGCAGGUAAAUCACACAUACAUACAACGUAGUAAAGACCAUAACAGACAAUGAGUGAAGACAGUGGUGAUGAGUAUAAAUAGAGUCCGGGUGAACAGACAGGUGAAGACGGGAAACAAACAUGGUGGAUGACGGGGUGCAAAGGAUGAUGGGUAAUGUAGUCCGGUGAAUGAGGGUAGAUCACAGGGGAAACGUUACAGUAUGCUGAUAGGUACGAUCUUUAUUUAACGGGGUGCUCUUUCAUUAUUGCACUAAUUUUACGUUUUUAUGUGUUGUCAAGAAUGAGCAAGAAACAGACAGCAUAGGUUUGUCAGGGCAGAUUCAGGAUGUCACACAAAAAGCUUUACAGACAGAGGCAGAAGAGAAUUCUGAGUUGAGAGUGAAUGAGGCAGAAAGUUACAAUGAGGCUUCAGAUGUAAGGACAGAUUAUUUACAGCAUUGUCUAUGAUUAGAUAUUUCUUAUAUAUUUUAACUUAGACUAAUCAGACUGAUUUGUAUUUUUUUUUUGUAGACAGAACAGGGGGCAUCUGACAUACAGUAGGGUUGGCUGCUGUAGAAGUAGGCAGGUCUUCUGUAACUGUAUUAAAACCCAACAAGCCAGAUCCUAAGACUAUUGUGUGUCAUGUGCUUCGGGACAAAACUCUAAAAUUUCAGGCUCACUGGUACCAAGAAUUUGCAUGGCUUCAUUUUGAGCCUGGUAUUGAUGGAUCAUUGUGCUUCUACUGCCACAAAGCAUUUAAAAACAAAACAUCACAACUUGCCAAAAAUUCAGAAACCACCUUUAUCAUCGCUGGCUUUAAGAACUGGAAGAAGGCCAGAGAGAGGUUUACAUUACAUGCUGGAUCAGCAUGUCACAAGACAGCCAUAACAACAUACAUCUAUGAAUCAAGACCAAUAGAUGUUCAUCUGUCCAAUGUACUGGCAUCCCAGCAAGAGGAGGCAAGGAAAUGCCUAUUAAAGAUAAUAAGUGCUGUGCAGUUUCUGGCAGGACAAGGUUUAUCUUUUAGAGGCCAUGAGGAUGAUGAGGGAAACUUUAAUCAACUUCUAAAGUACAAGUCAGAAGAUGACCCUAGCCUGAGCAAAUGGUUGUCCCUCAAAACUGAUUAUACUUGCCCACAAAUUCAGAAUGAAAUCCUCAAUUUAUUCAGUAAUUCUAUAAUUCGUAGAAUUGCAGAAAAAAUCAAUUCACUUCCGAACUUGCAGUUUUGUGUCAUCAUGGAUGGUGCCCAAGAUUUAUCCGGAAAGGAACAAGAAUCAGUCUGCCUAAGAUAUGUUGAUCAUGAUUUAAUAGUCCAUGAGGAAUUUGUUGGCAUGUAUGAAGUCUCUGUUACCACAGGAGAGAACCUAGCAAAGGUUCUGAAGGAUGUACUGCUUCGUCUUAACUUAUCCAUCACUGGGCUGAGAGGGCAGGCUUAUGACGGUGCUGCGAAUAUGGCAGGGAUAUAUUCAGGGGCACAGGCCAUCAUCAAAGAAAGUCAGCCACUUGCAUUAUAUGUCCACUGUGGUCUGCACUGUGUAAAUUUAAUUACGCAGCAUGCUUGCACAUCUCCUGUUAUCCGUGACUCUUUGCAGUGGGUUCAUGAAGUGGGAGGGUUGUUCCGCCAGUCUGUGAAAAUGAAGUCAAUUUUCCAGGAUAUUUCAGAGUCAGAGAGUGGAUCUAUUACAGCCAUCAGACCUUUGUGUCCUACAAGAUGGACAGUGCGCAUUCGUGCUGUGUUAAAACAGUAUCAGCCAAUGUUACUCGCUCUGGAGGAAAUGUCAUGUGGUCAUUCAGUGUCAGCUUGCAGGGCAAAUGGUUUGUCUGAUAGAUUUCAAAAAGGCAAUGUUUUGCUUGGUCUUUUACUUGCCUUAGAAGUGACAGAAGAGCUUGAGUGUCUCAAUGCUUCUCUUCAGAGCCGCAGUCAGACAGUAGAUGGAAUGCUAGCUGCUGUCAACUGUGUGAAGGACACAAUUGCAAAAAAGAGAACAGAAGAUGCAUUCCAAAGUGUCUAUGACAAAGCAACACAAAUGAGUAACUCCCUAAAUCUGUCUCCAAUUGAAAUGCCCCGUGUUCGAAACCCUCCCAAACGGUUCAGCACAUGUUCCUACCUCUUCUGCAGGAUACUUCAGGGCAGAAUUUUUCUCAGGUCGCAGAGACACUUUUGGCAGUUUUAAGUAGCUUUAUAUAUUGAAAUAAAUGUUAGCUUUAACACUUACUAACACUUGUUAGAUUUAUUUCAUCUAAUUGUAUAACUGAUAUCAGGUCUUGACAUGUUUGUCAGUUGACUUCAAUAUGAAUUUUCUUUCAAUAGUUUGUUUUGAAUUAUUGUUUUAUUCCUGAAAUAUGGACUGUAGAAGAGAGCAAAAUUAAGUAUUAUUUGAAUGUGCAAGUAUCCAUUACUGUGUGCCAUGUACUGUGCAUACACAAAAUACAAUUUGAAUAUGUAAACAAUAUUCUCUUAGUACCAUUAUAAGGACAUCUUUGUACUUUAUACUCAAAAGGGUACACAUUACUACCUUAGAGUACCAUUGUGUACCAUAAUGUACAACUAUACAUUUUUGGGGUUAAAUAAGGUACAAAGAUGUCCUUUUAAGGGUACUGUCCCAGUGGCAAGCUGUUCUAUUUCUUUCUUUCUUUCUGUUUUAUAAUCAUAUAUAAUCAUAACACAUAUAAAGCAUGAUUUAAAAAAAUCAUGAUUAAAAAUAAAACCUGUCAUUUACACAAGGGUUAACUGAAAAAAAAACAGAUAACACUAGACAUUUCGUCCCCCCCACUUUUUAAAUGAUGGCUACG